Molecule: messenger RNA, 1572 nt
Organism: Puccinia triticina
Lineage: Eukaryota; Fungi; Basidiomycota; Pucciniomycetes; Pucciniales; Pucciniaceae
Exons: 3
Coding region: 1-1572 (523 amino acids)
Biological process (GO): proton motive force-driven ATP synthesis
Molecular function (GO): proton-transporting ATP synthase activity, rotational mechanism
Source: RefSeq, a predicted model, not a curated record
AUGUGGUUAAAAAAGCAGACUACAGAAACCUCGGUGGCACUCAAAUACGGCUGGAUGCUUAAAUAUCUUGAAAGCACCCCUAAUCAUUUAGCUGCCUUGGACAACGAGGAACAAUCCGUACCCUGGCAAACGCACCUUGCUCAAAAAGUUACCAACAGAGACAGUCAGAAUGCCAAAUCCCCUCCCCUUGUGAAGCGUGAAUUUUUUGGAAACGAUGUUGAGCAAGGUGUGAUAACCCUUCGAUCGCAGCACUACAACAGGCCGUCGGCGGAACUUAACGACCCUAAUAUCCCGCCCCUGGUCAUCUUACCUGCCGAAUCACUCACGUCACCCUCUGGGUCUGCCAUAAAGGGCCAGGCCGACUUCAACUUUGAAAAUGAGUUACUUGCCAAAUUUCUAGGCGAUGUCAACUUGUCGACUGAAAAACAGACAACGGGAAAUCCGGAAUCUGUCUCAGAUGGGAGCACAUCAAAGAUAUCCACACCGACAACAUUAGGAUCGCAACUCCUACCACCAUCAAUUCGGAAUAAAGGCAGCUCUGAUUCACCCUCAAUCAAAAGUCCCACCCCUGAGAACCAGAGAAGUGUUGCGACUGAUUUGAAAGAGUUUGACGCACAAGGAUCUCGCUCCUUGCCUCAAGAUUCUGGUUCGACAUCGAAGAAUCAGAAUGGUUCGACAUCGAAGAAUCAGAAUGAUUCGACAAAAAUCAUUCCUCAACCAUGGCUGAUCGGGACCUCUUGCGUCUUGUUGGUUGCUGCAAUCAUCCUGUGUAUAGCUCUCAAGAAAAGGCUUUAUCAAGUUUCUUUCAAGCCAUUCAAGAUUCAUAAAGCGCCCAAAUCGGCUGGAAGUGGGAAAUCGGGAAAGUCAGGACAAAAGCCAAAGAUUUCUCAGCCAUCCAGGCCGUAUAGCAGUCCCCAGAUAGCCAACAGUCCUACGGAGGAAAGAUUGAUAAGCCCAUGUAAUCAGAAUCGCGAGACUUUUGGAAGCAUAGUGGCUGAACUCAGUCCAAAUCCCGCUUUAAGUGUCAAAAGAAAUCCUCAGAGCUCUUCCAAUCGUGGUAUUAUUGAUCGGCUGAGAAGACUCUUCAGAUUUCAGGACGCAAAAGGCACAAAAUCAACGAGUUCUUCCACUCAGGCUUCCAUCUCGAGGCCUGAUGCAGAGAAAUUGGAUAACUCACAACCACCCUUGCCAGAGAUAUACCUUUCGCAUCCGGAUCCUGUCCACCAAAAGAGCAACACACCUAGUGACUAUCACAAGUUGAUGGAUGGCACACAACAGGAAAACCACGGCCUAAGUGUCUCGGCAAUGUCACCACUCAAAAGCUCACCAAUAAUCCAGUUUAACGAAAUUCAUCCAGAGACUCAAAAAUCAAACAUUGUGCUCUCAUUCAAUCAGAUCGGCAAACAAGUUCCAAACUUUGCCAAUGCUUGCGUUAUUGCCAAUUUGAUUGAGGAGAAAAAGCUUGGCUUUGACAAAUUCAAGUUUAUCCACAACAAAUGGAUCAGUGCAUUGAGCUAUGAAGCUACAGUAGUUGAUGUUUACAACAUGGAUAACCUCAAAUUGGCUCUUUAG